Brassica oleracea var. oleracea is the source of this 1050-nucleotide messenger RNA. RefSeq lists its product as uncharacterized. NCBI's taxonomy places the organism in Eukaryota, Viridiplantae, Streptophyta, Magnoliopsida, Brassicales, Brassicaceae. Bases 1 to 1050 code for a protein of 349 amino acids. The transcript has a single exon. The record is from RefSeq and is a predicted model, not a curated record.
AUGAAUAUUGAGAAAGUUUUUGAGUCCAUAUCACUGGAGGAGGAGGAGGUACCUUUUAACCUACCGGAUUUACCUGAAUUCAGCGCUGUGGAGAGGAAUAAGAUGAGUAUAAUGGGAAGAACUUUAAACCCAGAAAGUCAAAAUAUCAGUGAUCUGAUUUUGGAUAUGCCAAGGAAGUGGCAAAUAUAUGAUAGAGUUAAAGGGAUUGUUCUAUCGAAAACGACUUUCCAGUUUGUGUUCAAGUUCGAACAUGACCUUGAAGAAGUGAUGAGGAAACGGGUGUGGACGUUUAAUGAAUGGAGCAUUGUGAUUGAUCGGUGGGUAGAGAAGCCACCUGAAGAUUACCUAAAGUAUUUGCUGGUGUGGGUGCAGAUUCGAAAUAUUCCGGUGAAUCACUAUACUGCAGAAGCUAUUGAAGCCUUUGGGGAUUUGAUCGGGAGGGUGGAUGUGGUUGCUUUUGAUCCAAACAAAGCUCAAAGCCAUGACUAUGUGCGGGUCAGAGUGUUUUUUGAUGUGUCACGACCAGUGAGAAAGGAGAAGGUUAUUAAUUUACCUGGAGGUGGCUCUGUUACUCUUCGUUAUGAUUUCGAGAGGAUUCAGAAGCGAUGCUAUCACUGCCAACGAUUGACCCAUGAAAAAGAUAAAUGUCCUUUGCUUAUUCAGGCGAGAAGGGAGCAAUCUGAUGCGAGGAGACAGAGAGUUGUGGCAGCGAAACAGAGCAGUGAACACUGUAUUCAGAAGAAUGACCCCCUCUAUGGAGUUCUGUCUGAUGACCAAGUGGGCAUUGAUAGGGCUACAGGAAGAAGUAAAAUCAAUCCUGAUGUGUUGCAGAACAUGAGAGAGUAUAUCCUGGCCGCAGAUGGUGGUGAAAAGCGGGUGCGGGAAGAACGCGUGAGACAGUCUAUCCUGGAUUUGGAGAAGAAUCCUAGGGGUCAAAAAGAAUUUCUGAGGCUAGAGCCGGCUCCAGUUGUCAUUUUAGAUGUGAACAGGGAGAAAGGUUUGAUAUUUGACUAUUCCGGCAAGGACUGCGAGAAGGCUAGCAAAAAAUAG